AAAACAUACAAAUUUAUUCAUAUUCAUGUCCAAUUAAACAAAAACUUGGGUUGAUUAGGUUUCAGAUACUAUUUCUGAUGUUACUGGAUCUAUUAGAACUAAUGUCUAAUAACCAAUUUGUGAUGUUGUAAAUCAGAUUCCUUUUUAAGAAUGGAAGCAAACUUAUUACUUACCUUUAAGCAAAGAAUAUGAUUAAUGGCCAUCACGUUUUACUUAAUUCAAAUAUAAUCAAAUUUUAAUUCUAGGAAAUGAAAAUUAAAGACUCAUUUCUCUUGGAUUAAGUACAUUAGCUGUAGUAUCCAUUACAAAGAAAUGUAUUCGUUGUGUAAUAUAUAUUUUAGUUACCUCAGGGAUAUUUCCUUUAAUAAGAAAUUCAGUAAUGACCUAUUUUGGCUUAGGAUUAGUAAUAGCCCCAGAAGUUUAUAAUCCUUUGCUAGUCAAGAAAAAUCAUAAUAAAUGAAAU
Molecule: messenger RNA, 463 nt
Organism: Paramecium sonneborni
Lineage: Eukaryota; Ciliophora; Oligohymenophorea; Peniculida; Parameciidae
Source: the annotation of a GenBank genome assembly